UUUUAAGGGGAAAAAAUAGUUUCUCACAAAAGUAGAGCUAGAAAAAUUUCAUUGGCUUUAAAAUGAUUAAAUAUUUGUCAGUAUUCAUCUCGGGUUUUACAGUCCUUUACAGUCACCUGGGGACUCUUUAAAGUCUCCUGAAAAAAAUUUAAAUGUUGGAAUUUUAUCUGACUGUUUUCAGGGUUACUAAAUGCCAAUUUAGAUGUUUUAGACAUGAAAAGUAUUGUACUCUCUCAGUUGGAGCUUCACUAAAAUCCAAGUAGAUAGCUCCCUCAUGUGGAGAAAAGAUUUAAAGCCACAUCGUCUCAGUCUUUAGAGCUGAUGACAAAGUCCUUCCUCAAAAAGCUUUAGAUUAACUUAGACAUGCAAAGAAGCCGCCAGUUAAAAUAGGAAGUGCAGUUGCAGAAAUAAAAGCCACAUAAGAGGAGCAUUAAAUGAAAGAUUGCUUUGGACUGACCUCUGUGCGAUCUGUGCAAAAGUAGCUGUCAAGUAAAGAUGAUGCGAGCUGUCCUCUUCCUGCUUCUGCUCAACACCUCGGCCUGCUGUGGUUUUGGCUUUAAAGGGUGCUCUCUGAACUUCCCCAUGACAGAUGUUAUAUGGUGCUUCAACCAGAACAUCGCUAACCUCUCUGAUGUUGUUAGCAUGAUACCAGAUAACAUAACAACCAUCAACCUGUCCAAGAACAAGAUCAGGGUCAUCCCCCCUGGAUCAUUCAGUCAGAUGCUUGGGCUUAAAUGCCUGGACCUGAGCCAGAACCAUCUGUUCUCUCUAAAAGGAGGAGAAUUCAGAGGCUUGGUUGUCCUGGAAUGUCUCAACCUCACCUGCAACAACAUCUCACACAUUCACUCUAAUGCCUUUGAUGGACUCACCAGGCUACAAACACUGCUUCUGAUCCACAACGUACUUGCAACAAUCUCUCCGAGUAUCUUUAAGUCCCUUCCAGCCAUUCAAGAAGUCAAUCUGUCCCUGAACAAGCUCAAGGCCUUCAGCUGUGGGGACUCUGGUGGUUCCGCCACUCUUUUGCGGCUCGACCUUUUCGCAAACAACAUCCUGAGGGUUAAUGUGACCUGUUUCCCUGCCCUUGAGUACAUCAGGCUGUCCAACAACUCAAAACUGGAGCUGCAGGCUGAUGUUUUUGCCUCCAACCCUAGGCUGAAGAGUCUGCUUUGUCAGGGAGUUAAAGCAGAAGUGCUGGUGGGACUCUUGGCGGAGACAAAGAAAAAUCUCUCUUGGGUUGCGUUUUCUUUGUUUGUGGAGAAAUCUCCACUGACUAUCUGUGGAAUGUUAAAAGGAAUGGACCAGCUUGAGAAAGUUGAGGUUGACUUAAAAGGAUCCAGGUUACCUCGGGCUAACUACAGCCUGCUGGACUGUGACACUCCACCCGUGGUUGUUAUUGAGGAUGCAAACCUUGGGAAUGUUGCUCAGUUGUUUUUGGGUAGGGGUAAUACGAGCAAACUUUAUCUCAUCAACUGUGGGUUGAAGCAGAUAUCUUGUACUACAUUUGAUGGCUACCGAAGCCUGAAAAUGCUGCAGCUGAAUCAUAAUAAGCUCGACAUUCAGAGGGACACAUUCAAAGGCCUGACCCACCUCACGUUUUUAAGCUUUGACACGAGCAAAAUCCGUGACAUUGACCCCAACUGGUUCGUCCCUCUGAAGAGUCUGACUCGCCUGUCUCUCGUGAAAAAUGAAAUCACUGAGUUGACACCAAAGGUAUUCAGUGCCCUAACUCGACUUGAGCAGCUCUACCUGCAGUUCAACCUGCUGAAGUACAUCACCAAAAAGCCCUUCAGUAAGCUACGGAGGCUAACGAAGCUCAACCUCAGCUUAAACAUUAUUGAUUUCAUCGAAGUCGGCACCUUCCGAGACCUGACGAGGCUUACAUACCUGGACUUAAGUGGGAAUCGGAUCAAGAUGCUGACACCAUAUAUUCUGUCUGGCCUGAUCAAUUUGAGGAAAUUUGUUCUGUACAACAACCGCCUCAAUUUUAGAUCCUAUGAAGCUCCUUUCAUAAACCUUACUUCUCUGGAGUAUCUGGAGAUGAACUACCAGGGUCCCGGGGGUCAAGGCAUUGGUAUCAUCGGACCGCAUUUCUUCCAAGGUCAACGUAGACUUAUCUCUGUUGCCAUCGGGCACAGCAUCCUGCUCGACUUCCAUCCCGAUGCCUUUGUUCCUCUGGUCAAUUUGAAAUACCUGUACAUAGCUGGUGUUGUUAUGAAAACGACCAACCUGAGCACAGUGUUCUCCCCUCUGAAAAAUCUGAAGAAGCUGACUCUUUACAGAGCAGACCUUGAUGCUCUGCCUGCUAACCUGAUGCCACCAGAUAAUACACUCGAGAUUCUCAAAGUCCAGUCAAACCACCUGCACACUGUGGACGAAACUAUGCUGGAUGCUCUCCCAAGAUUGCGUUCUUUGGACAUUACAGAAAACCCACUUACCUGUACCUGUGAUAAUGCCUGGUUCAAGACCUGGGCCAUCCACAACACUCAUACACAGGUGUCCUAUUUGUACAGCCUGCACUGUGACAAUGACAGGAGAUCUGCCUUCUUGUGGCAGUUUGACGAUAAGGCCUGCUCCUAUGAUCAGGUUUCCUUCACUCUCUUCAUCACCUGCUCUGUGAUGGACAUGUUGUUUGCAUGUGUGUGUCUGGCCUGGCACACACAAGGCCCCACUCUGCGCUACCUGCUGCUCGUCCUGAGGGCAAAACUACGUGGACAUAGAAGGGCAGCAGUGACCAAAUUCCAGUAUGAUGCAUUCAUCUCCUACUGCUCCAAGGAUGAGGCCUGGGUGAUGGAAGAGCUGGUGCCCAAUCUAGAGAGGCCUGCUGGUGGUGAACCGAGGCUCAGGCUGUGCCUUCACCACAGAGACUUCCGCCUUGGCGCUGCUGUUCUGGCGAACAUCGAGGCCGCCAUUCACAGUUCUCGCCACACCAUCUGUGUGGUGACACGUCACUUCCUCCAAAGUGAGUGGUGCUCCGUGGAGUUUCAGUUGGCCAGUUUGAGGCUUUUAUGUGAUGGCAGUGAUGUCCUGCUUCUGGUGUUCCUGGAGGAGAUACCUGAACACUGUCUGUCUCCCUACACACGAUUACGCAAGAUCGUACACAAGAACACCUACCUGCUGUGGCCUGAGAAACCACAGGAACAGGACGCUUUCUGGGUCAGACUGAUCGAUGCUUUAAAACACAAUGAGGAGGGAGGAAGAGGUGGAGAACAUGAGUUGGCAUAGCUAAUUGGCUAAACCAAAUGAUAAUAAUUUCAACAUACCCACAAUUAUCUGUUCAUGACCUGUAUAGUGUAUUGUGAAUUGUUUUGGUAAUUUUUGACGAUGUAAUUGUAAAUGAUUAUAUAUUAUAUUAUAUUAUUUUGUCGAUUAAUCGUUUGGUCUAAAAAUGUCAGUAAAUACUGAGAAAUAUCCAUUCCAGUUUUUCAAAGUCCAAUGUAAUUUCUUGAAAAUCAGGAAGUCUAUGUUUGAGUGGCUGAAAACAACAUUUUUGCAUGAAAAAUUACUUAUACGAUUCAUCUGUUAUUAAAACAGUUAGCGAUCAUUUUUUGGUCGAUCUACAACUUGAUUAGUCGACUGAUUGUUGCAGCUCUAAUAGUAUUGUAGUACUAGUGAUAUAGUAUGAAAUGAGGAUGUCAUAGUAUAGUAUGAAAUAAAAUAAAUGAAUUGAUUUGUCAUAAAAAUGUCAAAGUAUAUACCAUGAAAUACUUUCAUAGUAUAGUCAGCUAUAAAAUAUGUUAUAAUGCCAUAAUAUGGCAUUCCAUGAAAAAAAUCAUAAACAUUUCAAAAUAUUAAUAAAAGUC
Molecule: messenger RNA, 3800 nt
Organism: Anarrhichthys ocellatus (wolf-eel)
Lineage: Eukaryota; Metazoa; Chordata; Actinopteri; Perciformes; Anarhichadidae
Product: toll-like receptor 13
Exons: 8
Coding region: 496-3222 (908 amino acids)
Biological process (GO): signal transduction
Cellular component (GO): plasma membrane
Molecular function (GO): signaling receptor activity; protein binding
Source: RefSeq, a predicted model, not a curated record